AUGGACAAGAAGCACGAGGAUGCGGGCGGCGUGGCGCAAAUCGACAAGACAUCUGUGUUCCAAGAAGCACGAGUAUUCAACCAGAGCCCCAUCUCGCCCAGGAAAUGUAGAGUAAUCCUGACCAAGCUGGCCCUUCUGCUCUUCACCGGAGAGAGCUGGGGCCGGCAAGAAGCCACAACCCUCUUCUUUGGCAUCUCCAAGCUGUUCCAGAACAAAGAUGCCUCGCUCCGCCAGAUGGUCUACCUCGUCAUCAAGGAGCUCGCUGGCUCCGCCGACGAUGUCAUCAUGGUUACCUCGUCGAUUAUGAAGGAUACCUCCGUCGGCAGCGACGUCGUCUACCGCCCAAAUGCCAUCCGCGCCCUCUGCCGUGUCAUUGACGCUUCCACUGUCCAGGCCAUUGAGCGUCUGGUCAAGACGUGCAUUGUCGACAAAAACCCUUCCGUAGCCUCGGCUGCUCUCGUCUCCUCAUAUCACCUUCUCCCGGUCGCAAAGGAUGUAGUCAGGAGGUGGCAGUCUGAGGCCGCAGAGGCUGCCUCUGGAAGCAAAUCGGGCGGUGGCUUCUUGGGUGGAUUUGGAGGAAGCUCGCAUACCGCUCUCCAGGCCAGCACAAACUACAUGACACAGUACCACGCCAUUGGCCUGCUAUACCAGAUGCGCUCUGGCGACAGGAUGAGCCUGGUCAAGAUGGUGCAGCAGUACUCGGCUGCUGGUGUUGUCAAGAGCCCUGCUGCUACCGUCCUACUUGUAAGACUGGCAGCUAAGCUGGCUGAUGAGGACCCAAAUCUCCGAAAGCCCAUGAUGCAGCUCCUCGACGGCUGGCUGCGACACAAGUCCGAGAUGGUCAACUUCGAAGCUGCAAAGGCCAUUUGCGACAUGCGCGAUGUUACCGACGCCGAGCUCGUCCAGGCCGUUCACGUUCUCCAGCUCUUCCUCACAUCGCCACGCGCGGUUACCAAGUUUGCUGCUCUCCGCAUUCUGUCACAAAUGGCUUCCUUCAAGCCUGACGCCGUCCGGUCGUGCAACCAAGAUAUUGAGUCGCUCAUCACCAACUCGAACCGUAGCAUCGCGACUUUUGCCAUCACAACGCUCCUCAAGACGGGCAACGAAUCGUCGGUAGAUAGGCUGAUGAAGCAAAUCACAGGCUUCAUGGCUGAGAUUACAGACGAGUUCAAGGUGACCAUUGUCGAGGCUGUCCGAACUUUGGCUUUGAAGUUCAAGUCCAAGCAGUCUGGAUUCCUUGCUUUCCUUAGCGGCAUCCUGCGUGACGAAGGCGGUUACGAGUUCAAGAGAGCAGUUGUAGAGGCAAUCAUGGACCUUAUUCGAUUCGUUCCAGAAGCCAAGGAGGAUGCGCUUGCGACUCUCUGCGAGUUCAUCGAGGACUGCGAGUUCACCAAGCUUGCCGUGCGGAUUCUGUUUGUUCUCGGACGCGAAGGCCCCUCGACACCUCACCCUACCAAGUACAUCCGCUAUAUCUACAACCGUGUUGUUUUGGAGAAUGCUAUUGUCAGAGCUGCUGCAACUUCUGCUCUCGCCAAGUUUGGUGUUGGUCAGAAGGACCCUGAGAUCAAGAAGUCGGUCCACGUUCUGCUCACUCGCUGCCUUGACGAUGUUGAUGACGAGGUCCGAGAUCGUGCUGCAUUGAACCUCCGGUUGAUGGACCAGGAGGAUGACGACAUGGCCAUCAGCUUUAUUCGCAACGAUUCCAUGUUCUCACUGCCAGUUCUCGAGCACCAGCUGGCCAUGUACGUUAGCUCAGAUUCCCGCGACACCUUUGAGACUGCAUUCGACAUCACCAAGAUCCCCACUGUCUCGCGCGAGCAAGCAGAUGCCGCAGAUCUUACCAAGAAGACCGAAGGCGCUACCCCAACACUCAAGGCACCCAGCGCUGCGAAGCAACCUUCAAAAGCGGGAGCAGACGCUGCCGCGAACGCUGCCAACAAUGCGCAAAAGUACGCUGCCGAGCUGCAGAAGAUUCCCGAACUUGCGGCUCAUGGAGGCGUGCUCAAGUCAAGCGAUGUUGUCGAGCUCACCGAAUCAGAGACCGAAUACGUCGUUACGGCCAUCAAGCACAUCUUCAAGGACCAUGUUGUCAUCCAGUACGACAUCAAGAACACCCUCGAAGACACAGUCUUGUUGGAUGUCGAGAUGGUUGUUACCCCCGAAGACGACGGCGAUGUUCAACUAGAGGAGGAGUUUGUCAUCCCGGCACCAAAGCUUUCCACAAACGAGCCAGGUACUGUUUACGUGUCGUUCAAGCGCCUCGAGACCGAGUCGCAAUUCAUUGCGGCAAGCUUCACCAACGUACUCAAGUUCACAAGCAAGGAGAUCGACCCAAGCACAAACGAGCCAGAAGAGGGCGAUGGCUACCCAGACGAAUACUCGGUCGAAGAUCUUUACCUCACUGGCGCUGAUUACGUUGUACCUGCGUAUGCUGGCAGCUUCGACAAUGUAUGGGAGCAGUCGAACAAUGACACAGCAACCGAGACUCUGCAGCUUGGCAACAUGAAGAGCAUAGCAGCAGAUGCUACCGAACAACUCACCAAGACGCUGUCCCUCCAGCCAUUGGAAGGCACCGACGUCGCCCUCUCAACAUCAACACAUACGCUCAAGCUGUACGGCAAGACCAUCACAGGUGGUAAGGUUGCAGCCAUGGUACGAAUGGCGUUUAGUGCAAAGACUGGUGUGACGAUGAAGAUUGAUGUAAGAAGUGAGGAGGAGGGCGUUGCAGCUCUGGUUGUGGGUAGUGUAGCGUGA
This is a messenger RNA of Bipolaris victoriae FI3, 2754 nucleotides long. RefSeq lists its product as hypothetical. NCBI's taxonomy places the organism in Eukaryota, Fungi, Ascomycota, Dothideomycetes, Pleosporales, Pleosporaceae. The transcript has 4 exons. Gene Ontology annotation, cellular component: COPI vesicle coat; Golgi membrane; endoplasmic reticulum. Bases 1 to 2754 code for a protein of 917 amino acids. Gene Ontology annotation, molecular function: structural molecule activity. Gene Ontology annotation, biological process: endoplasmic reticulum to Golgi vesicle-mediated transport; intra-Golgi vesicle-mediated transport; intracellular protein transport. The record is from RefSeq and is a predicted model, not a curated record.